CAGUGCUGCGAUAAAUUUCGAUAAAAUUAGUUGGAUAAAUUGAGUUUUCCUGAUAUUUCGUUUGAACUAAUUCCGUCAAAACACCCCGAAUCACUAGAUGCGAGUGUCCAGGAAAAAUACUUCUGAAUAUCUGUUUUGAUUGCAUCAGAUCCACUCGCGUCACUGAUAACACGAUUGCGCGUAUGAAUCAGUUAAAAACAUCCCAAAAAUGAUAGUCAGAAAGGCCGUCUCAGACAUCGGUGCCUUCAGUUUACUUCGAACGCUGCGCCGAAUAAGUCGCUCGCAACUAGAAAAUUUUCAGUCAGACACGUGCAGAGCACAAGAAAUAUUUUUACGUACUUACACGAAACUCUCGUACUUGAAUAACUUCAACACUUACGACUACAAGAACAGAAAUAAGAAUAAAAUGAAGGAAUAUCAAACGUUACAAAUCCUUCAAAAUGGCUAUGGGGAAGCCAAACGGUGUAAUCACUCGUACAGCAAAAUGGCAAAACUCAUCGAUGGAAAGCGCAUCGCGACCGAAAUCCGUGCCGAGCUCAAGCAAAAAGUCAUCGAAUGGGUGAAAGAAGGUCAUCGUGCCCCUCAUCUCACGGCAAUCCUCGUUGGCGACGACCAAGCCAGUCAAACGUACGUUCGCAACAAGAUGCUCGCUGCCAAGGAUGUCGGUAUCAGCAGUCAAACUCUGAACUUGCCAUCAUCCAUAACGGAAGAAGAAUUACUCGACAAGAUCAACGAGCUCAACGAAAGUCCCUUGGUUGACGGAAUUCUCGUGCAAUUACCUCUCCCGAGUCACAUCAACGAACGUCGCAUUUGCAAUUCCGUCAGUUGCGAAAAAGACGUCGACGGUUUCAACGAGAAAAAUGUCGGUCGCCUCUGUCUCGACAUGAACACGCUCAUCCCGUGCACCCCACUUGGCGUCCAGGAACUCAUUAAACGCGAAAAUAUCGAGACUUUUGGCAAGAACGUCGUCGUUGUUGGUCGUUCCAAGAACGUUGGCAUGCCAAUUGCCAUGCUCAUGCAUGCCGAUGGUCGCAACGACACAAGUGCAAUGGAUGCCACCGUCACAAUUUGUCAUCGAUUCACCCCGAGGGAACAAUUGGCGGUCUUUUGCAGACUUGCUGAUAUCGUUAUCACAGCAACGGGCGUUCCGGGACUCAUCAAAGCUGACAUGAUCAAACCGGGAGCGUGCGUAAUUGACGUCGGAAUCACCAGAAUCACGGAUGAGGAAACGGGAAAGACCAAACUCGUCGGUGACGUGGACUUUGAUGAAGUCCGGAAGGUAGCGGGACACAUCACACCAGUGCCGGGUGGCGUUGGUCCCAUGACAGUAGCAAUGCUCAUGAAAAAUACCUACAUUGCAGCGAAAAACCUCGCAGGACAUCACGGAAGACCCGAAUCUCCCGUCAGCAACAACAGCAGCAACGCCUCUGUUUAAAAAUCAGUCCAAAAAAUAGUAUUUCACUCACAAAUCAAACAAAUAGACAAAUUUUAAUUAGGUCAUAAACAAAUAAUAGGUCAAUUUUAAUAGAAAAUGUAGAAAAACAAGCCCCCGCACGCAAGUAUUUCAAAACAAACAAACAAAAACAUGUUUUUUUGACUUGUUACAAGCACUGAUAAGUCAGUGUGUUGCAUCUUUCUUCGUAUUUUUGUUUUUCUUUCGAAAAAUGAUAAUAAUUUAAACAAAAAUAUAAACAGCAAUCAGCUUCCUAUUGUGAUGGAAACAAAAAAAAAUAUUUAAUAUUUUGAUAACAAAGUAAAUAUUUCCAUAGUUUUGUAAGAAAAGAUUUUAU
This is a messenger RNA of Culicoides brevitarsis, 1790 nucleotides long. RefSeq names its product bifunctional methylenetetrahydrofolate dehydrogenase/cyclohydrolase, mitochondrial (gene Nmdmc). NCBI's taxonomy places the organism in Eukaryota, Metazoa, Arthropoda, Insecta, Diptera, Ceratopogonidae. The record is from RefSeq and is a predicted model, not a curated record. Bases 209 to 1435 code for a protein of 408 amino acids. Gene Ontology annotation, cellular component: mitochondrion. Gene Ontology annotation, molecular function: methenyltetrahydrofolate cyclohydrolase activity; methylenetetrahydrofolate dehydrogenase (NAD+) activity; methylenetetrahydrofolate dehydrogenase (NADP+) activity. Gene Ontology annotation, biological process: tetrahydrofolate interconversion. The transcript has 4 exons.